AUCAAUAUAACAACGGUGGUACCCGGGCGCGCACGUCUUCUUCCCACCAUCAUAGAUCGUACUUCUUUUUUCGUAGUAACUACUGAAAAAAAAGUAACCACCCGAAUUUCAGCAUAUUCCACAAUCGAAGAUGCGAAAUCCCACUUCAGUUCAUCUCCAUUUCCCUCUCUUCUGUCGCCCCAUUUCUGUCGAGAAGAUUUAGACGGAAAUCGCCAUCAUGAAAUGGAUAUACAUUGCUCAUUUUUUGCUGUUAAUUAGGUUGAUUGUGGCCGAUCAUCGACGAAUCCCCACCACCCUUGAUGGGCCAUUUCUGCCAGUUACUCGUCGAUUUGAUCCGUCUUUGAGGCGUGGAAGCGAUGAUUUGCCCUUGGAUCAUCCCAGGCUACGGAAGAAUGUUUCAUCUAACUUCCCUGAACAGAUAGCGCUUGCGAUUUCCACUCCGAGCUCCAUGUGGGUCUCUUGGGUUACGGGGGAUGCUCAGAUUGGCAAAAAUGUGACUGCGCUGGAUCCCUCGUCUAUUGCCAGUGAGGUUUGGUAUGGAAAAGAAAGUGAAAAGUACACGAGUGUGAGAAGAGGGCUUUCGACUGUUUACAGUCAGCUAUAUCCAUUUGAAGGGCUGCUUAAUUACACUUCUGGCAUCGUUCAUCAUGUCAGAAUCGACGGCCUCGACCCCGAAACCAAGUAUUAUUACCGGUGUGGAGAUAGCUCUAUUUCAGCUUUGAGUAAAGAGCACGUCUUCAAGACUUUACCGGUGCCGAGCAAGAGUUCAUAUCCUCAUAGAAUAGCCAUUGUUGGAGACUUGGGACUUACAAGCAAUUCAACAACAACAGUUGAUCAUAUGGUUAAGAAUGAUCCUUCUCUGAUCUUGAUGCUCGGAGAUUUAACUUAUGCGAACCAAUACCGCACAACGGGUGGCAAAGGAGCUUCAUGCUUUUCAUGUGCAUUUCCAGAUGCUCCCAUCAGAGAGACAUAUCAACCCCGUUGGGAUGGGUGGGGCAGGUUUAUGGAGCCACUGACAUCACGAGUUCCAAUGAUGGUUAUUGAGGGUAACCAUGAGAUUGAGCCCCAAAUUUCCGGGAUCACUUUUGAAUCAUAUUUGACAAGAUUUGCAGUGCCCUCUGCUGAGAGUGGCUCGAAUAGUAGCUUCUACUAUUCAUUCAAUGCUGGUGGAGUUCAUUUUCUUAUGUUGGGAGCAUAUGUUGAUUACAACGCUACUGGUGCUCAGUAUGCUUGGCUGAAAGAAGAUCUGAGUAAAGUGGAUCGUAGCCUGACCCCUUGGUUAGUAGCUGCCUGGCAUCCUCCAUGGUACAAUAGCUAUGCUUCUCAUUACCAGGAAUUUGAAUGCAUGCGCCAAGAAAUGGAACACCUUCUUUACGAGCAUCAUGUCGAUAUCGUUUUUUCUGGUCAUGUACAUGCCUACGAGCGCAUGAACCGAGUGUUCGACUAUACGCUGGACCCUUGUGGGCCAGUUUACAUAACAGUUGGAGAUGGUGGAAACAUUGAGAAGGUUGAUGUGGACCAUGCUGAUGACCCUGGAAAAUGUCCUUCAGCUGGUGAUAACAUUCCUGAAAUUGGAGGUGUUUGUCGUUUGAACUAUUCUUCAGGUCCAGCAGAAGGGAAGUUUUGUUGGAACACUCAACCUGAGUGGAGUGCAUUUAGAGAAAGCAGCUUUGGUCAUGGAACGCUUGAGGUAACAAAUUCAACGCAUGCUUUGUGGACUUGGCACCGGAAUCAAGAUAUGUAUAAGGACGAUAGCCAUGGAGAUCAAAUAUACAUCGUUCGACAACCCGGGGCGUGCUCUCCAACUGCCAAGGUUGCUUCUGUCUCAAUACUCUCUUGACUUGUUAAUGUUUAUAGGUCCUUUUAAGCUUCCUUGCUCUAGAACUUAUAAUCAAACCUUAUCGAUAAAUGUUUAAGGUUCGAUACGUUAGUAACUACCAUGGGUUAGCCUUAUAGCAUUAGCAUGUAAGAAGACUUUGAGGGAACGUGUUCAAAGCUCGUAGUGACUUAACUAGGAUAUGAACGUUCUAUGAAUUUUGAGACAUAGUGCGCGUAAACUAGCUCAAAUACGAUAUAAAAACAAUCAAAGAAUGCCUGCAUGUA
This is a messenger RNA of Cucurbita moschata (crookneck pumpkin), 2103 nucleotides long. Its product is annotated as purple acid phosphatase 23. The record is from RefSeq and is a predicted model, not a curated record. Gene Ontology annotation, molecular function: acid phosphatase activity; metal ion binding. The transcript has 7 exons. Lineage: Eukaryota; Viridiplantae; Streptophyta; Magnoliopsida; Cucurbitales; Cucurbitaceae. Bases 218 to 1840 code for a protein of 540 amino acids.